This is a messenger RNA of Equus quagga, 2732 nucleotides long. RefSeq names its product protein kinase AMP-activated non-catalytic subunit gamma 3 (gene PRKAG3). Lineage: Eukaryota; Metazoa; Chordata; Mammalia; Perissodactyla; Equidae. The record is from RefSeq and is a predicted model, not a curated record. The transcript has 15 exons. Bases 535 to 1932 code for a protein of 465 amino acids.
AGGCCCCAAGAAUGCCAGGGAAGGGGGGUGGGCAGCCUCCGGAGCCGGCCUGGGAUCCUGUUGGCACCAGCAGAUAUUGGGACGGCACGCACCUCGGGGUGGGGAAACUGCGGCUCCUGCACACCUGGACCUGCCUCCAAACCACAGGUGGAAACGGGUGGAUCUUUGUGGACAAGUGCAGGCCCCGAGCCUCGAGCCCACCGCACACCUUCAAGCUGGCUGCAACUCGCCCUUUCUAACUCCAGCGCCAUCCACAACUGAAGUUGGUAGGGAAGAAAGUGAACUCCGAAGCUCGGUCUGCCUCCGCUUUGGCUCCUGUGGCACCUGACGGAGAUGAGAAGCCCUCGGAGAAGGAACCCAGGACCCUGAGAGGCUCCUGCUCCCACCCCAGGGCCCUCGCGAAGCUCCAAGCCGCCUCCCCGACAGCAGGGUCCUUCUCACUUGUCCCAAGAGACCCAGCAGGCAGCCUGGGACCAGGCAUGGAGAUGCCAGACCCCAUCCUGGAGCGACCUGGGGGGACCCGAGCAUCAAGAGAUGAGCUUCUUAGAGCAAGGAGAUAGCAUUUCAUGGCCAUCACCAGCCAUGACCGCCAGUUCAGAAAGAAGCCAUGGAACACAGGGGCCCGAGGCCUUGAGUUGGACAAAGCAAAAGGCUGUGGAGGCAGAGGAGCUGUCAGGCCCGGAGGAAGGUCCCCAAUCCAGGCCGGCUGCUGAAUCCACCGGGCUGGAGGCCACAUUCCCCGAGGCCACACCCUUGGCCCAAGCUGCUCCCUUGACCGGGGUAAACACUCCACCACCAGAAAGGGACAUCCUCCCCAGUGACUGUGCAUCCUCAUCCACUGGCUCCAGCACAGAUGAUCUGGACCUGGGCAUAGAGUUCUCAGCCACAGCAGGCUGGGGGUGUGAGCUCGGCCUGGUGGAAGAGACGCCUGCCCGGUACCCGUCCCCGCGGGCCCUCUUACCCAGGCUGGGCUGGGACGACGAGCUGCAGAAGCCAGGGGCCCAAGUCUACAUGCACUUCAUGCAGGAGCACACCUGCUACGAUGCCAUGGCAACCAGCUCCAAGCUGGUCAUCUUCGACACCACACUGGAGAUCAAGAAGGCCUUCUUUGCCCUGGUGGCCAACGGCGUCCGGGCGGCACCUCUGUGGGACAGCAAGAAGCAGAGCUUUGUGGGGAUGCUGACCAUCACGGACUUCAUCCUGGUGCUGCAUCGCUAUUACAGGUCCCCCCUGGUCCAGAUCUAUGAGAUUGAAGAACAUAAGAUUGAGACCUGGAGGGAGAUCUAUCUUCAAGGCUGCUUCAAGCCUCUGGUCUCCAUCUCUCCCAGUGACAGCCUGUUCGAAGCCGUCUACACCCUCAUCAAGAACCGGAUCCACCGCCUGCCAGUCCUGGACCCGGUCUCGGGCGCCGUCCUCCACAUCCUCACACACAAGCGGCUGCUCAAGUUCCUGCACAUCUUUCAGGGCACCCUGCUGCCCCGGCCCUCCUUCCUUUCCCGCACCAUCCAGGAUUUGGGCAUCGGCACAUUCCGAGACUUGGCCGUGGUGCUGGAAACAGCGCCCCUCCUGACCGCACUGGACAUCUUUGUGGACCGGCGCGUCUCUGCGCUGCCUGUGGUCAAUGAAGAGGGACAGGUCGUGGGCCUCUACUCUCGCUUUGAUGUGAUCCACCUGGCUGCCCAGCAAACCUACAACCACCUGGACGUGAGCGUGGGAGAAGCACUGAGGCAGAGGACGGUGUGUCUGGAGGGAGUCCUUUCCUGCCAGCCCCACGAGAGCCUGGGGGAGGUCAUCGACCGGAUUGCCCGAGAGCAGGUACACCGGCUGGUGCUGGUGGACGAGACCCAGCACCUCCUGGGCGUGGUGUCCCUCUCUGACAUCCUUCAGGCACUGGUGCUCAGCCCUGCUGGCAUCGAUGCUCUCGGUGCCUGAGGAAGUCGGAGUCCUCACUCCCAGCCACCUACCACAUCCAGAAGCCAACGCAGGGAGCCAGGCACCCGGCCUUCCUGUCCCCCCACCCCCAUCUGCUGGUUCGGCUCUGGUUCAGGCUUCUCCAGCCCUCCCUAACUGCCCUUGCCCUGCCCGUGCUCCCAGAAGCCCUCAGGAAGGCCCAGUGCACCAUGGGAUGAUGAAAUUAAGAGCAGCUGUCAGCCUGGAGGUCCCUGAGCCAGAGGCACUGGCAUUACCCCAGGGCCGACUGCUCCACGCCCACCCACAUCGCUUUCCCGAAACCUGGGUCCUGACUGGCCGAGUGGGGCAGUGAGCCCUCAGCCAGUGGGUUAGUCAGGGACUCCGGGUUCCUUGGCUUCUCGACUACCUGCUGCUCAUGCGCCCAGCUCCUGGCAGUCUCAGCUAUUCUUCCCCCAUGGAAACAACCCUAGUGGUCCCCCACAACUUCGCCACUGCCCUCCUACUCUCCCAGCACUGUCAUUUCAAGGCUGCUGGGGGUCACCACGGAACAGCAGUUAUUUCUGGAGCUGCCUGUUGGAGUGAGCGUCCCCCUCCAUUCUCAUCCUUAGCUCUCGCCGGCAAACAGUGUUCUCAGUCCCCAGGCAUGGUCUGGAUUCUGAUCACUGAGGAUGUACGAUGGAGAAAACAAAAAGAACAACCCACGAACUUAGAUUUUUACAAGUUUCACUCAGAAAACAGUACAGUCGUUUGACCUAAGCUUGUGGCAAGAUCCCUGUGCUUUCUGAAUUCAAAGACACGAAGGAAAAGCUCUCGUUGACAAA